AUGUCGACCGAAGGAACUCCCAAGGGCUGGACUGAGCACGAAGUGCUUGUCUACCUCUUCACCGUCAUAGAGGCCAACAACGUAACAUUCGACUUCAACAUCGCUCCUGUUCCUGCGGGCCGCAACGUCAACGGUUGCAAGCAGAAGAUCUGGAAGACCAAGAACGCUCUCAAGCCCGAGAUGGAUGCCAUCAAGGCCGGAGUUGCUCUUGCUGGUCCCGCCGAAGGCACCCCUACCAAGAAGGCCGCUACCCCUCGUAAGCGCAAGGUCAAGGCCGAUGAGGACGGUGACGACGCCGAGGUCACUCCCAAGAAGGGACGCGGACGACCUAAGAAGAAGGUCCCUGUUCCUGAGGCUGAGGAAGAAAUGGAGGAUGAGGGCGUCAAGGACGAGGUCAAGGAUGAGGAUGACGACGACAUCCUCAAGGAGGCUGAUGACAUCUGA
This is a messenger RNA of Alternaria ethzedia, 444 nucleotides long. RefSeq lists its product as uncharacterized. The transcript has 3 exons. NCBI's taxonomy places the organism in Eukaryota, Fungi, Ascomycota, Dothideomycetes, Pleosporales, Pleosporaceae. The record is from RefSeq and is a predicted model, not a curated record. Bases 1 to 444 code for a protein of 147 amino acids.